AUGCUUUAUAAUUAUAUUUUCUUUCUUUCUUUCAUAUUUUCUUUACUUUCUUUCCUUCAAUACCUUAUUUCUUUCUUUUUCUUUAUCAAUAACCAUAUAUUUUUCUUUCUUUUUUAUGCUUUCUUGAAAGAUACCCUCUUUGAUAAUUUCUUUCUUUUCUUUUUUUUUAAUAACCAUACAUUUUUCUUUUUUCUUUUCUUUACUUAUUUCUUUUUUUUUCAUUUUUCUUUUUUUUUUCACAAUUCGUCUGUCAUUUUUGUAUUGACUUCUAACUACAUUUUUUUGUAUUUCUUUAUUUUUUUCUCUUUCUUUGUCUUUCAUUCCUUUUCCUUCCUUCUUUCGUUACUUAUUUUAUUUCUUUUCUUGUUCCGCGUCUUUUUUGUCUACCAUUCUUCCUUCACUUUCAUCUUUUUCUUUCUUUCUUUUAUUGCUUCCUUCCUUCCUUCCUUCCUUCCUUCCUUCCUUCCUUCCUUCCUUCCUUAUUUUAUGUUUUCUAGAUACGAUUUUCUUUCUUUCUUUCUUUCUUUCUUUCUUUCUUUCUUUCUUUCUCGCUUUCUUUCUUUCUUUUCCCGCCCGUCAUUUCUAUCUUUCUUUCUCGCUUUCUUUCUUUCUUUUCCCGCCCGUCAUUUCUUUCUUUCUUUCUUUCUUUCUUUCUUUCUUUCUUUCUUUCUUUCUCUUUUUCCUUAUUUUCAUUCUUAUUUUCUUUCUCUGUCUUUAUACGCUUUUCUUUCUUUCUUUCUUUCUUUCUUUCUUUCUUUCUUUCUUUCUUUCUUUCUUUCUUUCUUUCUUUCUUUCCCGCCCGUCAUUUCUAUCUUUCUUUCUCGCUUUCUUUCUUUCUUUUCCCGCCCGUCAUUUCUUUCUUUCUUUCUUUCUUUCUUUCUUUCUUUCUUUCUCUUUCUUCUUUCUUUCUUUCUUUCUCUUUUUCCUUCUUUCUUUCUUCUUUCUUUCUCUUUUUCCUUCUUUCUUUCUCUUUUUCUUUCUUCUUUCUUUCUUUCUAUUUUCCUUCUUUCUUUCUAUUUUCCUUCUUUCUUUCUUCUUUCUUUCUCUUUUUCUUUCUCUCUUUCUUUCUUUCUUUCUUUCUCUAUUUCUUUCUUUCUUUCACUCAUUUUCAAUAUUCUUUUUAAAUUUCUUUUCUACUUACCCUUCUUCCUUUUUUUCUCUCUCUUCAAUCUUCCUCUUUCUUUCGGGCGUGUAAGUGAAUCUCUCAAACAACAUGCUUGUGGGUAG
Acanthosepion pharaonis is the source of this 1227-nucleotide messenger RNA. The record is from the annotation of a GenBank genome assembly. Lineage: Eukaryota; Metazoa; Mollusca; Cephalopoda; Sepiida; Sepiidae.